Messenger RNA from Paramuricea clavata, 159 nucleotides. Lineage: Eukaryota; Metazoa; Cnidaria; Anthozoa; Malacalcyonacea; Plexauridae. The record is from the annotation of a GenBank genome assembly.
AUGACAUACAGCCGUGCUAUCGCGUUGUCCAAGAAAGAAUUAGUGAAGGAAGGGCUUGAUGCUAAAGAUUACGGACUUCACAGUUUACAAUCUGGCAUGGUAGUGCUACACGCCUACAACUGCAGCUGCUCUCGGUAUUCCAGACCGCCUGCUACAGAG